AUGGCAUUUCUCCAAUCCGAUAUCGAUCCUCUAUACCUCCGUGAAAAGCAUCUCAGGAUGAGCGAAAGCAGCAACAACAAUAGCAUAUCAACACAAGCAUCUGCAUCAACGACAUCCAUAGACGAUACCGACCACUUUACAGAAAUGGAUCUUGAUGACCAUCACCACCAUCAAGAAGGUGCCGUAUCAUCAGCAGUAAAACGCUUUUUUGAAUUUGGCUCAAGUACAAUGUCAUCAACAUCCACAACAGGUGGCCGAAGAUCAACGUUCUCAAGGAAAGAGAACUUGGAUCGUCUCGUUUCCUUUUAUUUGUAA
Molecule: messenger RNA, 315 nt
Organism: Lichtheimia ornata
Lineage: Eukaryota; Fungi; Mucoromycota; Mucoromycetes; Mucorales; Lichtheimiaceae
Exons: 1
Coding region: 1-315 (104 amino acids)
Source: RefSeq, a predicted model, not a curated record